CCCAUUGCUAAAAAAAGUGUUAAAAAGUGAAGUGUUUUUAAGCACUAGGAUCCAAACAGGGCCAUAGAAAGUAGUCUCAUCAAAGUGUGGCUGUAUAAGGAAACAGUGCAUUUCUUGUUCCUUACAGACUCGGCAAUGGCAGGCGUGAGAUCUUUGGCCAAAAGAGUUUAAAUUUUGAGCAACAUUUUUUUUGGGAAGUUGAAGUUUCUAUGUAAAUUUGAAAGUAAUUGGUUUCCCCAUUGCCAGAUCCGCCAUGUCUCGCGGAACCCGUGUGUCAGGCGAUGUGAUGGGAAAUAUACCAGAGUGGGCGCUACGGGAUGAGUUCCCUCAGGAGAUCAAUUUUCCAGAUGACUUCAAUCCUGGCAACGGCCGCAUCUUGACUCUCAACAACCGACUGCGCUUAACUUACGAGGAUAUUGGUUGGACUCAAAAUAAGAUAAAUGGAGCCUAUGAUAAACAAGAAAGAGCAACACUUCUGCAAGGACGAAGCAGUUAUGAAGCAUCAAUGGCUAUCACCCAGCGCGAGAUCAGAGACCAUGAAGACUCAAUGCCAUCACUUGCUGGGCAGCCAAAGUGUUUGAUUGCAGAAGUUAUAGCUGUGGGGGGUGAGCCCUUUGUUGCUGGUUUUGUGCGUCAGUUUCUUGACAAAGUUCCAGAUGCUGUUACCCUUCCGAAUGGCUCCCUUUCAUACCUCUGUAACAGGCCUCACUAUUUUCCUGAUGAAAUCUCGGUACCUCAAGGUCUGCCUGCAGUUAGUGUCUUUUGGGGCAAGGAUCCAGUGAGUGCACCGCAAUGUAACCGCUUCCUUCAGAUCAGGUACAGUGCAUUGGCAAGACAUGUCAACAGGAUUCGUUAUUUACGCGAUCACCGGCUUCGACUGGAAGUUGAUGCUCAGGCCACUGUUGCUGGCAACGAUCUCACAUCUAAGAUCCAGUCUUGCAGUACAAUGUUGGCUAAUGUGGUGCAGGUGAUACAUAAACGCGAGCAAUUGUAUGGAAGCCAGAUAUUCCGCAUGCCAGCUGCACUAAGAGACAAGAUACUGGAAGAUCCUUCUAUAGUCAAUCAGCGCCAGCUACCAGACAUCGAUUGUCUCCUUUCUCUCUACCCUCAAGGUAUUCCACAGAAUAGCCCGAUACAUCAUGGCAGAGCAGUCUUUCUGCUAUUUGAAUCUGCAAUGGGCUAUUCGCUGUUUUGGGCGUACAACACUCUCUCCCCCGCUGACUUGUUGAGCUUUGAGAGCUUUACAUCUGUUGUCAAGCUUAUAGUGCAUUAUCCUUUUGCAACACAAGCUAUCGCCAUCCAACAGUUUCAACAUAUCAACAAUGACACCUGUAGUGCUAUGCUGAGGCUUUUUCUAGAGUUGCACUUGCCGCAGCUGACAGAAUGGGGAUGGAACAGCUACCGCCUUGGUGUUCGCAAUAGGAGAUUUGGUCAAUCAAUUGAGACCGCAACAGGCAUUCCAUGUAGGAGGAAGAAACACUCUGUGAAGGAGCUGCGGGCUGGGAUAGAGCAAUUUUUGCACCUGUUCCUUGAGAUUGAGCAAGCCCAGCUUACGGAGGCCCAGCAAGACCUACAGAGCAAGCUCGAGGAUGACAAUCCCCAACAGUGAGUCUUGACUUCAUGGAUGACCACGAGCUCCUUCCCAAGAGAUUUACUGACUUGACUUCAUGGAUGACCAGGAGCUUUGAUGCUGAGGACCUUUCCAAGAGUUGUACUUUGGCGAAAUGUCUUGCCAUCUGUUUCUUCUGCCACGUGGAUGGUGUCUGAUGCUACAUCUGUACUUAUGUUUGGAGAUUUGGUAACCAAAAUUUUGCAUGCACCAUGGUGAUUUUUUACGUUGCAAUUUUGGUUUCCAAAUAUAACCAUUACACUGCUUACUGGAGAGUAUUUGGAAUGGUUCAGCUAUCUUAAAAUUGGGGAGUAUUUGGAAUAUUGAAUGGUUUAGCUAUGUGAAUAUUUGACAGCAGGAAUUCUCUAUGUUACUCGGUUCUUCUAUUCUUGUUCUUUGAAUCCGGCCAUCUGGAAACAUCACAAUUGAAUGAUUCUUAGAUGUCAUAACACGAUGAACCAAUGUUUUUGGUAACAUGCAAUCUUUUUGAUUUAGGGUGU
Molecule: messenger RNA, 2109 nt
Organism: Panicum hallii
Lineage: Eukaryota; Viridiplantae; Streptophyta; Magnoliopsida; Poales; Poaceae
Exons: 9
Coding region: 254-1609 (451 amino acids)
Cellular component (GO): box C/D methylation guide snoRNP complex; small-subunit processome
Molecular function (GO): snoRNA binding
Source: RefSeq, a predicted model, not a curated record